UACAAGAGCUAUCUGUGAUCAGAGAUGGCGGGCGCCUCCGACCCCCUGGAAGAUAUGCUCUUUUCAGAGGUGGAUGAAAAGGCGGUGAGCGACCUGGUGGGUUCGUUGGAGUCUCAGCUUGCAGACCAAAACAAGCCUGCAGAUAAAACAGAGGAAAACGGAGGCGCUGGCUCCGUGCCCCCCGCUAACCAUCACUUAGGAAAAACGCUGCCAGCUCCAGUGGGCACCUCAACACUAGAACAACAACAACAACAAGGACGGCGGAAUAAAACUGAGACGCGCCAGGAGAUAAACUCUAAAGAUGUUAGCCCGGGUAAAACUGUCACGUCUCCUUCUCCGGGCUGCACCCCGGGCUCUUUUGACCCGCCUUCCUCCACUUCGCCCGCCGCCGGUGUGAACGCCACUUCACAUGGAGGAGCAUCCAUCACAACACUGACCGCAUCUGGGCUGUCAACUUUGGCAGCUACGCCUGCUGGCAGCAUCAGCAACACAUCCAGCAGUCGGGGGUGUAAGGUUUCUUCUCCCGGCACAGGUGAGACGUCCACGGAGGCGAACCCACCGAGGAAGCGCAUAACCACGCCGCGGAGGAGCGCUUCUGCUCGGUUGAAGAGUUUGAACGGAGCCGCUGUGACGACGCGGAGGAACAGCAGCAGCAGCAGCAGCAGCAGCAGCGCAGCGGCAGAAGACGUCAGCUGUGUGGAUACAACAAACUCUACUCGUGUUGUGACAUCCUCUAUUAACACUUCCACUUUCACCGUGACUAACCCGAGCCUCCCCGUAGGUCAGUCUGCUAUUGCCUUGGACCGGGGGACUCCCACUAUCGCUUUGCAUAGACUCCCAAGUCACAUCGUGGCGAGCAUUGCCCAGAAUGGAAACGGUACCAGUGUGUCGGCCUUGGUCCAGCAGGCUGCCCGCAUAGCAUCCACCACAUCUUCAGCUUCACAGGAUAGCAAAACACUCACAGAUUCACAGCCUUCCAAAACAGAGUCCAAAAUUGUAAUGUCAAGCCAGUCUGUCAAUUCUACAAUAAACACUGUAUCUACCACACCUUCUGUUGCCAUAACAACAGCAGCAGCAGCAACAACAAUGACCACCACAACAAUAACUCAGCCUCUGAACUCCCCCACAACGGCCACCACCUGUGUAACAGCAGGGGUGGCGACAAGUUCUGUAUCAGUGACCACCGCCGCCAUCAGCACUGUCAGACCCACAGCCCCCUCCCCGACACCCGCCGUGGCCACCUCGGCACAGUCUCAACCCCGUCCUGGACUCGCAGCACCUCAGAGGAUUGUAGCCCCACAGCUGAUUGUCAGACCGCCUCAGCAGCAGACGACUAUUCAGCUGCCCCCUGGGUUUACCAUCCCGCCGGGGAUGGUGUUGGUACGCACUGAGUUGGGCCAGCUGGUGAUGGUUCCUCAGCAGGCUUUGGCUCAAGCUCAGGCUCAGGCUCAGGCCCAGAACAACAUCUCUCCGCGCCCUGCCACUCCCACGACAGGAGCAACCUUCAGAGUCACAACGCCACAGUCUCCUGUGACCCCUCAGACCUCCCGGCAGUGUUCUUUGACCCCGGCCAAGAUGGUGCCGGCUGCCUCUCCAACUCCUUCCAGCCCCGCCCUCCAGACCUCCUCCUCUUCCUCCUCCUCCUCCUCCUCUUGUCCUGCACUCCGCCCAAAGGGCCCUGUGGCUCCGGCCGUGGCUGUGACGGCUCAACAGCAGAACCCUGUGGUGAUGGCCCCCCAGGCCGCCUCCCAGCCCGUGCAGCCUCCACAGACAGGAAUCGCCGCGGCUCCCGGAGGUCCUAUCGUGUCCCAGGAAAUGCAAGAGAAUGUGAAAAAGUGUAAGAAUUUCCUGGCAACUCUCAUCAAGCUGGCGUCUCAUAAUUCUCCGUCCCCUGAGACCUCCAAAAACGUCAAGGGUCUGGUGCAGGAUCUGCUGGAUGCCAAGAUUGAACCGGAGGAGUUCACCAGCCGGCUGCAGACUGAGCUCAAGUCAUCUCCGCAGCCUUACCUGGUGCCUUUUCUCAAGAAGAGCCUCCCGGCCCUCAGGCUGUCUUUGCUGAAUAGUCAGCAUUCCCUGACCCAGCCCCCGCAGCAGGGAGUCAAACCAGCGCCCGGCAGCACCCCUCCUGCCAUCGCGGUUGGGCCAGCUGUCCGCAUGCGCCACCCCAACAGCGUCAGCACUACUACGGGUGCCAGUGCACUGCCCGGCGGGACGCUCGGACAUGCAGCUGCCAUGGGUAUAAAGACAGCAGGCACUGUUGGGGGCCAGGUCCGGAUGCCCGUAGUGAUCACACAGUCUGUCAGAGCACAAGGCACAUUGGGGAAAGGAGCCAUCAUACAAGCAGGCAAAAGUCCCGUGGGCUUAGCUGUUCAGAUCUCUGGGAAUCAGAAAAACAAGCUCAACGACCCCGGAGGAGGCACUUUCAGGGAUGAUGAUGACAUCAACGACGUUGCCUCCAUGGCCGGGGUGAAUCUGAAUGAGGAGAGCGCCAGAAUACUCGCCACCAACUCUGAACUCGUGGGAACACAGAUCCGCUCGUGUAAAGACGAGGCCUUUCUCCAUCCGGGACUGCUUCAUCGACGAAUUCUGGAGACAGCGAAAAAAUUUGGAGUCACCGAGGUCCCUAUGGAGGCAGUUACGUUCAUCUCACAUGCAACGCAGUCACGGCUUCGUACUGUGGUGGAAAAAGUCUCGACUAUAGCCCAGCACCGACUGGACGCCUGUAAGGAUGACGAGUGCUACGAGCAAUCGGCAGACGUUCGCUCUCAGCUGCGCUUCUUCGAACAGCUUGAAAGAAUGGAGAAGCAGAGGAAGGACGAGCAGGAGAGAGAGAUCCUGUUGAAAGCCGCUAAAAGUCGCUCCAGGCAAGAGGACCCAGAGCAAGCUCGACUGAAACAGAAAGCUAAGGAGAUGCAACAACAGGAACUGGCUCAGAUGAGGCAACGAGACGCCAACCUUACAGCACUAGCCGCCAUCGGACCCCGGAAAAAACGUAAAAUGGAUUCACCAGGAGCCACCCCAUCAGGGACCGAGGUUUCAGGCAGCACGGCGGGCUCCCCGGCCAGCUCCUCCACCCCGUCCAACUCGUCGCGCCAGUACACACGGCAACGCAUCACCCGCGUCAACCUCAGGGACUUGAUUUUCUACAUGGAGCAGGAGAGAGCGACCGCCCACUCCCUCCUCCUUUACCGAGCCCUGCUCAAGUAGCCUCUGCUCCGCCUCAGCGCCCACCUCAGCCUCCUCCUCCUCCUCCGUCUACUUCCCCUUUGCCACGUGCCUUCAGAUCAGGUCUAAUGUUUCAGCUCUGUGUCUCCAUACGUACUGUAGUGAUGUUUGAUGUAGCUUUCAUAAGAAGAGCAGGAAGAGUUAGGAAAAAAAAGUACAAAAAUAAAACUGUUGUUGCAUUCACGGUGUGUGUAGUUAGAUCAUUGGGUUUAAAGGUCGUAUCAGAUUCUUUGUCUUGAAAGUGAGUUUGAUAAAGGAACUAAGUAGGAUUUGUUUCACAGAACUCGAUGCAGAACUUGUUCCAUGUACGUACGGUAGUUAUUUAUUUAACAACAUUGGCAGUAGCUUCAAUGAACCACCUCAAAGACGGGAUUAUUUUUGAGAAGAUCGUCAUUUUCACACCUCAGUACAGCCUACGAUAUUCUCCACGACCAAGAGAGAUUUAACUGAUUUUAAAACAUUAAGAUUCCAAAUAACAGCAUCAUGCUCCUUAUGUGUAAAUAGUUCUUUUUGAAUUAUUUUACAGCAUGUAUAUUUUUGAUCACAUGUAAGCUUUGUAAGAAAAAGGAAUAACCCAUGUGUCAAUACUAUGAAACCUGAAGUUUUGUAAAAUCAUGAGUCAAAAUUGGACGAUCAUUCUGCUCACCUGUAGAGUAUUUGUAACGAGACAGAAGCCCAAUGACCCUCGUGCAAGGUGUCUUUAGACCAGGACCUUGAGUAAGUCAGUAUUUUAUUUUUUACCCACAAAUAAUGUGAACAUUGUUUGUAUGUAGUUGUGUGUAAGUGGUGUAGUAUCAUGCUCACUCUUUGUCAAACUCACCUGGUUCAAAAGGUAAGAGGGGAUUCAUGUAGAGUUGUGUUCAGGUGACAGAGGAGAGUGAAACUUCUGAUCUGAACAGACAGUCCUUUAUCUUUCACUCUCACUGUUCAAUCUGCACAUUAAUCAUUAAAAAAAAAAAAAAAUUACAUUUCAACUGUUCACACAGCUGUUUCAGCCCUGACCUACUCUGAGUAAGACUGAGUGACUAAAGUUGUCCUUUAAGCGGUUCAGUGCCCUGAACUCAAACUUAUUUGUAUUUUGAUCCUAAAUUAAUAUCACAGCUGUGAAGAAGUGUUAAAUUAUUUUGAAAAAACAAAAGUAUUUGAUUCCUGUCCCGCUUCGUCUCUGUCUAUGUAUAACUUAUUGAGGAGAGGAUUGUGACAAAAUGCCUGCUUUUACAUGUUGUAUUACAUUGUCACCUUUGUUUGUUUGUUUUUUAAAUCCUUAUCGUGUCAUGUAAUGUUGUCCAGUUUGAUUUUUAUAUUGAACAAAAUAUCUUGGCCUCUAUGCAGCUUUUUUCUUGUCUUAUUUGAAUUUGAAACAACUGUUGUGCAUUUGAAAUUUUGACAGCACUUUUUUUAAUCUCUCUAUUAGCCGACGAGUGAAAGCUGUCACUGUAUUAUAAGAAAUGACUCUUUGGAUUAGUAAACAGUAUUUGCCAAUUUAUCCUGAGACUUAUUUUUAACAAUUAAUAUAUUCUCUUUUUUUUUCUUGAUUGGCUUUAAUGCUUGGCACAUUUUCAUAAAGUUUAUCUCCCAAAAAAAGAAAAAACAUGUUUUAAAAAGAAGCACAAUCAUCUCUACUGUGGUGAUUCCAAACAAUUUUACUAGUGAUUUUUAUGGUUUCUGGUGAUUUCACAGGAGGACAUUUCUACUACUACUACUACUACUACAGCUUUUUAGCCAAAAUAAUAGGACAAUAUAACUGAUGUAAACAGAUGGUGAGAUCACAUUUCAGUGUAAGGAUGAUUUGUAAAUAUUGUUUACAAAACUAUGUGUUUAUUAGAACCACGUUAUUUUUGGUAAACUCUUGUACAUAUCCUGAGAAUUUCCUGUUUGUGUGAAAAAACGAUACUUAUGUAUUUGUACCUAUUUUGUAAAGGAAUAAAUAAGCUGUUUACUAAACUGAGCAGACACUA
Molecule: messenger RNA, 5183 nt
Organism: Labrus mixtus (cuckoo wrasse)
Lineage: Eukaryota; Metazoa; Chordata; Actinopteri; Labriformes; Labridae
Product: transcription initiation factor TFIID subunit 4-like
Exons: 15
Coding region: 25-3207 (1060 amino acids)
Biological process (GO): DNA-templated transcription; transcription initiation at RNA polymerase II promoter
Cellular component (GO): transcription factor TFIID complex
Molecular function (GO): RNA polymerase II general transcription initiation factor activity; DNA binding; protein heterodimerization activity
Source: RefSeq, a predicted model, not a curated record